GAGGUGCUGGCCCACUUCGUGGCUGGGUUCCGGCGCCUCGGCCGCUACGGCGGCUUCGGCCACCACGGCUUCGCGGUGCAGCCGCUGGAGAACCGCGCGCUGCGGGGCCUCUUGGGCGCCUCGUCGGGCGGCAUCCUGGUGAAGCGCGUGGAGCCCACGGCGCCCGCCGCCCGCCUGCUCGAGCGGCGCGACGUGCUGCUGUCCAUCGGGGGGCUGCCCAUCGGCAGCGGCGGCACGGUGCCGUUCCGGGGCCGCGAGCGCAUCGCGUUCUCCUACGUGGCCUCCAGCCGGCCGCUUCCCGGGCGACGCCGUGCCCCUGGAGGUGCUGCGCGGCGGCCGGGCCUUCUCCUGCGAGCUGGAGCUCGCGUGGCCCCACCCCCUCGUGCCCAUGCACCCGCCGCAGCCGCCGGCGUACCUCGUCUUCGGCGGCCUGGUCCGGCGUCCUGCUCGUCCGUACCUGCGGUCGGAGUGGGGCGACGGCUUCGAGGAGAGGGCGCCCGUGUGCCUCGUGGAGCCGUGGCUCAAGAACGAGCGCGAGUUCGAGGGGCAGGAGGUGGUGGUUCUCUCCUGCGUGCUCGCAUCGCGGCUCACCGCCGGCCUCACGCACAUGAUGAACCGCCGCCUCCUGCGCUGUAACGGCCAGGCCGUGCGCAACCUCGCUCACCUGGCGGAGCUCGUCGACGGCGCCGAUUCCGCGUCGGUGUUGAUGCUGGAGCUGGACGACGACGACGUGGUGGCGCUCCCGUGCGGCGCGGCGCGGGAGGCGACGCGCCACGUGCUGGCCGCGAACCUGAUACCCGCGGAGCGGUGCCUGCCCCCCGCGCCCCCCGCGGGCGCCCUGCCGGCGAGCGCGCCCACGCGGAAAGCGCGCAUGGCUCCGUCGGCGGCGUCGUCGUCGUCGGCGUCGGCGUCGGCCUCGACGUUGUCGGCGUCGACUUCGUCGUCGUUGCCCGGGGCCGCCUUGGCCGCCUGGCUGUCGACGCCCCUCAUCGAGA
This is a messenger RNA of Prorocentrum cordatum, 995 nucleotides long. The record is from the annotation of a GenBank genome assembly. Lineage: Eukaryota; Dinophyceae; Prorocentrales; Prorocentraceae.